Molecule: messenger RNA, 10285 nt
Organism: Prinia subflava (tawny-flanked prinia)
Lineage: Eukaryota; Metazoa; Chordata; Aves; Passeriformes; Cisticolidae
Gene: CENPE
Product: centromere protein E
Exons: 41
Coding region: 141-6347 (2068 amino acids)
Biological process (GO): microtubule-based movement
Molecular function (GO): microtubule binding; microtubule motor activity; ATP binding
Source: RefSeq, a predicted model, not a curated record
CAAUAGGGAGCGACUGCGGGAGAAGUUCAAACUGCGGCGGCGGUUGGGGCGGACGCUCCGUGCUCCCGGCACUCCCGGUCCCCUCGGUCCCGCCGAGCCCGUCCCGUGUCCCUGUUCCCCUCCUCCUGGCCCGGGCGGCUAUGGCGGACGAGAGCGCCGUCACGGUGUGCGUGCGUGUGCGGCCGCUCAUCGCCAGAGAAAAUGCCUCAGGAGAUAAAGUGUCCCUGCACUGGAGAAGUCAGAAUAAUACUGUUUCCGACGUGAAUGGUACCAAAAUAUUUAGUUACGAUCGUGUCUUUCACUCAAGCGACAGCACUCAGCAGUUGUAUGAUGGUGUAGCUGUUCCAAUUAUACAGUCAGCUGUGCAAGGCUAUAAUGGCACAAUUUUUGCUUACGGACAGACUGCUUCAGGGAAGACUUACACAAUGAUGGGAAAUGAAGAUUCCAUGGGCAUUAUCCCUACGGCAAUUCAACAUGUGUUCAGAAUUAUUUGUGAGAUUCCAGAUAGAGAAUUCCUGCUAAGAGUUUCUUACAUGGAAAUCUACAAUGAAACAAUUACUGAUUUGCUUUGUGACAAUAGGAAAAAGAAACCUCUGGGAAUUCGUGAGGAUGUUAAUAGGAAUACAUAUGUAGAAGAUCUGAUUGAAGAAGUUGUGGUUGCCCCAGAACAAGUUAUGGAAUGGAUCAGAAAAGGAGAAAGAAAUCGCCACUAUGGAGAAACAAAAAUGAAUGAACACAGCAGCCGUUCUCACACUAUCUUCAGAAUGAUCAUUGAAAGCAGAGAACGAAGUGACCCUGCAAAUUCAAACUGUGAUGGAGCUGUCAUGGUUUCCCAUUUGAAUUUGGUAGAUCUGGCAGGCAGUGAAAGAGCUAGUCAAACAGGAUCUGAAGGUGUUCGACUGAAAGAAGGCUGCAAUAUAAAUCGGAGUUUGUUCAUUCUGGGUCAAGUUAUCAAAAAACUUUGUGAUGACCCUUCUGGCUUCAUAAAUUAUAGAGACAGCAAGCUGACUCGAAUUCUGCAGAACUCCCUUGGAGGAAAUGCUAAAACGGUUAUUAUAUGUACAAUUACUCCUGUUUCUUUUGAUGAGACACUCAGCACUCUUCAGUUUGCCCAUACAGCAAAAGGAAUGAAGAAUACACCAAAAGUGAAUGAAGUACUUGAUGAUGAUGCCCUCCUGAAGAGAUACCGCAAAGAAAUUCUGGAUUUGAAGAGGCAGCUGGAGGAAGUGUCUUCAAAAACUCAGAUUCAUGCAAUGGAAAAGGACCAGUUGGCCCAGCUGUUGGAAGAAAAAAAUUCCCUUCAAAAAGUACAGGAGGACAGAAUACGAAACUUAACUGAGAUGCUGGUGACUUCUGCUUCCUUUGCCUCAAAACAGAAUGUUAAAGCCAAGAGAAGAAGAAGAGUUACUUGGGCUCCUGGUAAAAUAAACCAGGAAAAAGUGAGCUUUUUUGAAGACUUGGAAAAUACCAUGCCGACUCAGACAAAAAAAAUGAAGUUGUCUCUGCCAGCAGUACCAGAUGUGGAGGAUUCUACCUUAGAGAAUUCUGAGUAUGACAGCCCUUGCCUGAUGGCUUCUGAUCGAAUUUCAGAAGCAGAAUGGAUUGCUGGUCCCAACAUGAACUGGAUCCAUAAAGACUUUGAAGAAUCUGUGCAACUCUGUGAAGCAUUAGCACUAGAAAAGGAUAUCGCUGUAAAUGAAGUCAACAUCCUGCAAGCUAACUUCAACAACCUAGUGCUGGAAAAUGAGCAGUUGAAAUCAGAAAUAAAUGAAAUGAAAGAGAGACUGAAGGAAAAAACAGAAAUAGAUGAAUUCGAAGCACUGGAAAAGCAAACACAAAAAGAUCAUGAGAUUCAGCUAAUGCAUGAAAUUACCAGCUUAAAGAGUCUAAUUUCAAAUGCUGAAGUGUACAAUGAGGAACUUGAGGCAGAAGUAAAUUCCAAACUGGAACAGCUAAAAGAGAAAGAGAACAAAAUAAAGAUAUUACAGAACCGUGUGGAGGAAUUACAAAAAGCAGGAGUGGAAAAAAAGGAGGCUUCUUUUUCAGUGGGAGAUUCUGAUAAACUAAUUGAAGAAAUUCAGCAGCUGAAUAAAUCCCUCUUAGACAGCGAAGCCAUAGCCUUGGAUGCCAAAAAGGAAUCUGCUUUUCUCAGAAGUGAAAAUUUGGAUUUGAAGGAGAAAAUGAAUGAACUCUUAAAUAACCACAACCAAAUGCAAAAGGAUGUUCAAUUAUAUCAGAAGCAAAUAGAAGCGGGAAAAGCCAGUUACCAAAAAAUGCAAAGUGACUUGCAGAGAGAGCUCCAAUCUUUAUUUCAAGAAAACACAAGACUAACUUCACUGAUGGAGGGUAAAGUUCCAAAAGAUUUGCUUUCUCAUGUGGAGCUGGAAAAGAAGGCAGCUAAUUUAAAAGGAGAACUAGAAAAUGCUUUGAAAGAAAAGGCACUACUACAAAAACAAGUAAAUGAGCUAGCAGAAUUUCAAUCUCUGCCAAAUACUGUUGAGAUGCAAAAGAAAGAGAUUCUUGAAAAAUGUGAGGAGUUACGCUUAUUAAAACUGGAAAAUGAAAAGCUGCUUUCUGAAGUAGCUGAUAAUGAAAUGAGACUUAAACAUAUGUCUGAAGAAAUUGAAAAAUCAAAAGACAAUCUCACAGAUGCACAACUGAAAUAUGUGAAGUCUGAUGAGAAGUAUGUAGCACUUAAACAGGUCCAUGAAGAAAUAGAACAAAAAUACAUAGCUGCAUCAGAAACCAAUGAACAAAUGAAGCUCCAAAUAGAAUGCCUAUCUAAAGAAGCACAAGAGUCUAAAACAAUUUUGGAUGAAGUGAAAUUAGAGCUCUCUAGCAAAAUGAAAGAACUGGAAGAAAAAACAUCAGAGCAAAAACAACUUCUUGAGCUAAGAGAAAAUCUUACUCGAACUCAGCAGAAGUUAAAUGAAAUGGAGCAAUUAAAAGAGGAAGAAAGAAUUAGUGAAGUGAGAUUGGAGGCCAAAGAUUUGGAGAUCCAAGCAGUCUUGCAGCAGCUUGCAGAAUGUCAGGAAGAAAUAAAAACUCUAACACAGGAAAGAGAUGACCUGAAGCAAAAAGGGGAGUCUCUCCAAGCUGAGACCGAGCAACUCAAAGGGGAUAUAGAGGACACUGUUUCAAUGAACAUUUUGGCUCAUGAAGAUCUGAGAAAUACACAAAAUUCUUUGAAGGAAUCCCAGAACACUGUCAAGAAGUUGGAAAAAAGUAUUUCUGAAAAAGAAUCUCAGAUUCUGAGUGUUGAAGAGACACUAGGAAAAACCAUUAAAGAACUUCAAAUGCGGAUCUCAGAAAUGACAGAAGAAAUGAAAAUCCUCACCUCAGAGAGAGAUCAGCUUGCUCAGGAGAAAUCAGAACGUAAUAGCUGUAAAGAAAGUGAUCAGCUUCAGGUGCAGAAGGAACAAAUAACUUUCCUUACACAAGAGAACCGUUCAUUGCAGGAGAAGCUGGAGAGUUUACUUUUGAAAAAAGAGGAGUGCUGGGAAGGAACUUUGAUACCACAGAUCCAAGGACAAUCUAUGGAGCAAGAGUUGUCUCUUCUGAGAGAAGAGCUGAGCAAGGCAAAAAAGAAAUUGCAUGAAAUGGAGGAAGCAAAGGCCAGUGAGCAUCAAGGAGAAUCUGAAAAAACAGGGAAAACAGAUGUUAUUUUGAAACCAUAUAAUUGCCAAGAAAUAAGUAGCCAGACAGAAAGAGAUGAUGAUGAUGAUGAAGAUUUUAAAAUGCAAUUGGAAGAUCUCCAGAAUGAGAGAGACCAGCUAAGAGAAACUCUACAGGAGACAAUUAGCAAGAACUGCGAGGUGCAGGAGGAGUUGAGAUGUACUCGUGAAUCUCUUGGACAACAUCAGGAGAUGAUUGUGGAGCUGAAAGGAAGUAUUUCAGAGAAAGAAAAUCAGCUCUUGAAGGCGCAAGAGGCAUUGAAGGAAAAAACCGAUGAACUGCAGCAGAAGCUCACUGAAGUCACUGAAAACCUGACUCGUGUCUCAGCUGAGUAUGGCAACCUCCUGGCAGAAAAGGAACAAACUGAAAGGGCAAUGAAUGAGCAAGUGUGUCAGCAGCUUGAGAAAAUCACUUCACUUAACAAGGAGAAAGAGGAGCUACAGCAAAUGGUAGAGGCUUGUAAAGAAAGGGAAGAACAUUUGUUAAAGGUUCAGAGGCAGACAGAGAUUUUGAAGGACAGCCUAACAAGCAAGAUUCAACAGUUAACGGAGACACUAAAUAGUGUAUCAUGUGAGAAGAACCAGUUAUUAGCUGAAAGAACUAGUUACUCUUUACAAUUUAAAGAACAAAUCUCAUCAGUUAAUCGAGAAAAAGAUGAGCUACAAAAACUUCUUCAGGAUGUCAGAUCUGAGCGGGACCAGCUCAAGACAGAAAUGCAAAGAAAUUCUGAGCUGUGUGUUGAAACAAAGGCAAAACUGGAAGAUGCUUUAGAACAACUGAAGCAGAGAAACCUGAAUAAUAUGUCCAUUCAGGUAAACACAGUGGAUAUUGCAGAGGGGGUGGCUGAUGACAUCUUGAAAGAAAAAACCUUGAAAAUUAAGGAGCUUCUUGAGAAAUUCCCAAAUAUGGAGAAGAGAUACGAGUGUCUCUCUACAGUGUCUCUUAAGCUAAAGAGUGAACUGAAUAGUCAGAAAGCACUGAUAGCUGUGAUACUGCCUCAGCUUACGUUGGAGCAGAGUAAACAAGUCAAAACACUUCAAACUCAAAAUGAGGAAAUGAACUCUCGUUUCCAGAAGUUACUGACCAAAUUGAAGCUUCUGUUCCGUUCUGUUUGCACAAAGAAAAGAGAAUAUCACACUACUGUUCACAAGUAUGAAAUGGAAUUGCUUGAGGAAAGGAGAAAACAAGAUCAGCUACAAUCCCAGAUUCACUAUCUCAGGAAGAUUAAUUUGAAGCAGAGUGAAGUAUCAUCUCAAGAGUUAAAUGGCAAUGAAGGGCUGCAGAGUUUCCACUUGGAUGCAGAGAGCAUUCUCAAAGAUGUAUCAGAAAUGGAACAUGAACUUCUCUGCAUAGAAGCAGAAUUACAGCAGGAAGAAAGUGCUAGAAAAGAAACAAUACAGUUCUUGGAAGCUUGUUCAGGAACUCACUGGGAUUCAGAGGAACUGAAAGAAGAACUAAAGAAAGAUAAUGAAAGACUCUUGCAAGUCUUUAAAUUCUGGAGUCCUAAAGUAAAGAUACUCCUUGAACUUUCUUCAGAGCUGGAUGCCAGAACUGCCAAUUACAGUAAAAAGGCUGAUGUUGAAUUAAAACAGAGAAAAGAGAAAAAUGAAGAGUUGCUUCAGGAUCUAAACACUCUAAAAGCAAAACUGGCCCCUGGUGGCUCUGCCAGUCUGGCAUUAGAAGAAGAAAAUUAUAGGCUUCAUAAUAAAUUAAAGGCUGCAGAGCAAGAUAAAAAGGCUAUGGAAGUAAAAAUGCUGAAGUUAAAAAAUGUAAUAAAUGAAGUAGAAGAAAGUGUCAAAGAGAAAGAUGACAAGAUAAGCAAGUUACAAGUACAGAUAAGAUUAAGAACAGACACAAGUGAGCUCACCCAACUGCAAGCCAAACUGAAUGAGAUGGAUGAUUGCCUCAGGACCACCUUAACAGAGAAGCAGAGUCUUCAGGCAAAAUUAGAUAAAGGUGCUGAGCUGUACAAAGAAGAAAUUGACCAUCUCAAAACGCAAUUGGUAAAAUGUGAUCUGGAAAGAAUGAAACAGUCCAACUCCUUUGAAGUGAAACUUGCUAAUUAUAAGGCCCUUGCAGAACACCGAGAACAACAGUUAACGAAGCUAAAAGAAGAACUGAGAAGAGCACACCAAGAGCAAGAUAUUACUGUGUUGAAAGAAGCAGAUCCUCAGCAAUCCCAAAUACCCCUUACUUGUGGUGGUGGCAGUGGUAUUGUGCAGAGCACACAAAUACUUGUUCUAAAAUCUGAACAAGCUAAGCUACAGAAAGAGAACUUGCAGCUGAAGAAACAAAAUGACCUUCUACUGAGUGAUGAACUUGAACUAAAAGAGGAACUCAAGAAAUGGAAAGAAAGAGCACUAAAAUGGAGAGAACGAUCCUUAAGAGAAACUACUCGAGAGACGGUACCGAAGUCUCCUAAGAAAGCAGCGUCAUAUUUCUUUAAAGAGCAAAUGCCUUCACCUUCCAAGGAAACUGUUUCUCAGGACAUAGUGACUCAGGACCUACCAAAGCCUCUGCCUCUGACUUGUCCAACGAAUUUCUUUGAUAAUUCCAACUUGGGUGUGCUAACAGAUACACGAUCUGCAGGCACAGAGUCCACAGAAGAACAUCUUAAGCGCUUGUUUGGGACUUCAGACAAAGAUAAAGCCCCUGAUUGUAGCACCCAAUAAAGAUGUUCUUUCAAAAGCUCCUCUUACAGUGGCCACAGCCAGGAUCUGCAUAUACAAAAGAAAAUUGCUUCAGGUUAAAAAGCAUCAGCAUGUUCCAUCUUUGCUGUCUUGGAGUUUCUACUUCCCACAACUGAGAAAGCUGGAAUAUGAGGACAAAAAUGGAAAACCAGAUGAUGCACCACAAUUUGCUAAUCUGCUGGUGUUCUACUUUGGAGUUUUGAUGUGCAUUUUUUUAAUGGCAAAGAGAAGCUAAUGAAUGUAUUGAAGAAAAAAAUGGAGAAAGGAAUGGAUCACAAACCAGUCUACUGUGAAACAUCUCAGUCUCAAACUUUACACUGUCAUUCCUAAAACAGCCCUUUUUUGGGGUGUUGGUAUUUUUAUCUUCAGAGUGCUGUUGACUUGACAAGAAAUAUACUUUUUCUUUCUUAGUAUGUGGUUUUUAUACCAUGUUUUCUUUAAGCCAACAGAAACUGCAUUUCACCACAAUCUUGACCUCUUCGGACACUGAAACUGAAGUUACUGAUCUUCUGUUUGUAAAGCACACAAUCAAGGGCUCUUUCUAAACUUCUUAAAAGUUCCUGCAGAUCACCCAAUUAUGGUACCAUGAGUAACUUUGAAUUUUGCAUCAUUUUUCAAUAUACCUGUCUGAAGUUGUGUAUGGGACUUUUUAAAUAGUAAGUGUGAUAAAUGCCAAUCACUUCCUUUUUGAAAUUUAUGAAAUUUUAAUAAAGAAUAAAAAUUGGUUACAAAAAUUAAUACAAUAAUAAAAGUUUAAAAAGGUUUUCAGAGACAGGACAAAUAAUGAGACAAAUAAGAGCAAAGAAGGUAGCCCGGGUCUACCGUCCCCCCUCCCUCUCAGACAAAGGCUGUGAAGGAGAAGGGCCUCCUUCGGGAGGAAUGUCCCCUUUUUGAAGACCAAAAUUUCAAAAUUAUGCAAUCUUUAUCUUAAGACAGACCCGUUUGCCCAGAGUCCCCCUUCUAAUCCUGGGUGUCCAGGAGUUGGGCUUGACCAGGUGGUUCGUGUGGAUUCAGUCUGGGUUGACCAGGUGGCUUCUGUGGAUGCAGGGAGAUAUGCAUCUUGUCUUCUGAAAGUCCUAAGGGGGGGUUCUCUUCUUCUUGUUGUAACUGUUAUCUCUGUUGAGAAACACCUCUGGGCCUCUCCCUUUUUGUUGUUUUUUUUUGUUUUGUUUUGGUUUUUUUUUUUUUUUUUUCUUCUUGAGCUAAAGAAAAUAUCUUACACACAAUUCUUUUAUUACUAAAACUUAAUGCUAAAAAUUACAUUUACUAUAUUAUUCAAAUGUCAAUACAGCAUAACUUUUCUACCUAGCAUUAUUGUAUAUAGUAAAUAUCUGCAUAGAGCCACACACACAACAAGCCUUUUUCACAGUAAGCAAUGGACUUAACACUCUUCUGCCUCAAAUGAGAUCACUGGGGCAAGAGGGACUCUCUUAUUAACCUACUUAUCUGCAUUUUUUAUGUUUUAUAUAAGAAGUUUUGACUGUGGUGGCACAGGUUUUGCUUCUUUAUAAAAUAACUUUUAUGUGAGUUUUCUCUACAAUGAUUUGUUCUAUGUACCCCCAUUUUACCUUACCACUGUUUUGCCCCUGGAAUUCCCCUAGUCACAGUUAACUGUCAGUCCCUUCUCCCUCCUUCCCUGGAGCCUGCCUGUCACCUGGGGCCCUGCCUUAGGACUAGAAAGUUCUGGGAGUGGUAGGCCAGGUCCAGAGGAGGUCCCUUUCUCUCCCUUGUGUUUGGUCCUCCCAAUCCGCGCCCAGGCUCAUCCCUGUUCCUCACCACCCCUGGCACCUCCCCUCAAUAAAAGAGGCUGUCACAGAGCUGGGAGCGGCUCGGCCUGAGCAGUUGCUAGGUGGUGAGGAGGGUAUUUUGGGUCUCCAAUAAACUCUUUGGAUUUACUUGGCUGGCUCCUCCCGUUAUUCCUCCGCCACUGUCUGCCAGUGACCAGCGUGUUCUCCACACUGUUGGAACCAAGAGCCACAGGAUGGGCUCGGCCUGCGCUGCCUGCCAGCCGUGCCUGCUGUCUGCCGUGGUGCCUGAGCCGGCAGGUCAGGAACUGUGCUCCUAGAGGCAUCGCAACACCCAACAAUAAAGUUUCAUUAAAUGUGUAAAAUGGGUUUUGCUGUUCACUUGUGCUAUGAUCCAGGGAUACUGAUUACAACAUUCAGUGGCUAAAUGUUACCAAAUUACUAUCUUCUAUAUUGACUUCAUCAUUUCCAUCAUUAUUUUGCUUAUUGUUUCUGUCCUCUAUAACCUUCUGCAGCAGUUACUUGUGAAAAAAUUUCCUGUUGUCAGAUUUUUAUUAUGUCUUUGAGUCUGUCAAAAGUGGUUGAAGUCUAAAACAUAGAUCCUCCUCCUUUUCCUCCCCUCCAUGCCAUUCACUGCCAACUAAAUAGAAAUAGGGCACUCUGAACCUGAGAUUAACUCCAUUAAGGAUGAAAUCAUCAUCGUGAGAUGAGAAAGUCAUGCCUAAGAAACCUGCAUCAAAAGCAUCAUCCUUAUUUUAGAGGAAUAAAUCUCUCAGUGAUUAGGUCCUCUUUGGGUCACCAAAACUGACAAGCAAAAGGCUUGUCAAAAAUACUGAGAUGUUCCUGAGCAUUCAGCAGUCUCUUGAAUUGGGGGAGUCACACAAGGAUUUUUUACCUGAUGGAGGUGAUACUUUAAUAAAGAACCAACCUUCUAUUUAGUUUGAACUGCUCAAAACUGCCAACCACUGUACCUGCUAGGAAGCUGCAAGGAUUUAACUCAAUCUCUGGCCUGGAAUGUGUUUUGGGAAGCUUUUAAGGGCACGACAAGCCAAAAAUAUACAGGUUCUAAAUAGCAUUACAGAGUUGGGCACUGCAAUGUCUAGAGCCACAGGUAUUUAUUUUCUGACAAGGAUAAAUGCAAAGUGCUGGUGUGUUUGUGGUGGGAGUUUUUUGGGUGUUUUUUUGGGGUUGUUUGUUUUAUGUUGGUUGGAAGUUUUUUGGUUUUUUUGGUUUGGUUUUGGUUUUUUGGGGUUUUUUUUUUGGUUGUGGGGUUUUUUUUGUUGUGGUUUUUUUGAUUUUUUGGUUUGGUUGUGGGUUUUUUGGGUGGGUUUUUUUUGGUUUUUUGGGGGUUUUUUUUGUGUUUGGGUUUUUUUUCAGUUUGGUUUGUUACUUUUUAUAUUUCCCACUAUGAUUAAAGAGAUUUCCCUUGGCUACCAGCAUUUUGGUGUUCUAAUAAAUGAAUUAGACUGACUUAUUUUUCUUCCAGAAUUGGGAAAGAAGGUGUAUAUAUAGAUCUACCUCUUCCAUAUGCAAUUUCCAGUGGUUUGGUUUGGGUUUUUUUUAUUAUUAUUACUUGAUUGGAACUAGAUUUGGUCAUUUUUUCUGGUGAUUGAACUAAAAAAAGCAGAAAUCAAUUGUAACAGGUCUGUGGCUGAAUUCGGGUGGCAAAAGCUUAGGAGCAGAAGAAUACAUGCUUUUAGCAAAUUAAGUCAUUAAAAUUUCGUUUACUGGGGAGCUGAUUUAGAAAGCUUUAAAAGCUAUCAUAGUUCAGCAAAAAGAGAGGAUAAACUGAACUUCCGUGUAUGUGUGUCUCAGUUUAUCCACAGAAGUGGCUUUUCUGAGAACAAACUAACUGAAGUUUAGGUAGGACACCAAAUUCUUAAUAAUCUGAUCACGUAGUUUUAAGUCUGGUGUGAGCUUAUAGCUAAAUUAGUUUGUCCUAAAAUUUUUCAGUCUAAUGUUAAUUCUGCUUUAACAUAUGCAAGUUAAAAUACUAGAAACAAAAUAUGCAUUGGUAAAUCACCAGUUUAACAACAACAACAACAAAAAUCAUGUAAGUUUUGUCCUGGUUUGGAAUUUAAUAGUUUAUACUGCAAAAAAACAUUGCUUGGAAAAACAUGGUUGUGGCGUUUUGGUGGGAAUCCUACUGAUCUCUUGAAUUCCCAUUGUAAGAGA